GAGGCUAUUUAAGAACAUGAAGUUAUAACUAUUAAGCUUAUCUUUGUAAUCAUGGAUGCGACUGACGAUAUUUCAAGUACUUGUGAAAACGACUACGUUCGUAACGCAGAUAAUAAUAGUGUGAUGUGCGGUACUGAAAGAGACUCAAGCUACGAUUGUGAAUCAGAAACCGAAUAUGAUAGUGAAAAUGAAACGAUUGAUAUUUGUGAUAACAGUGAACAGUCAAAUCAUCGUAAUCUGGAAAAUAAACACAUUAAAAACGUAAUAAAUCCUUUACUGAAUGCUGAUAAAUUGUGUUUUUUUGAACAAAGUCGAGUAAUAUUUCCAACGAAGGCAUUUGAUAAUUUAAGAAACCUUCGAAAUGGAAGUGAAGCGUCGAAUAAUAGUGCGAAAGAUUCUGUGAACAGUGUUAUUCAUGGUAAAAGUAAAACGUUUCUCAUAGACAGUAUUUUAGGAAACAAUAAAAGUAACAGUUCUAAACUUAUUAGUAAUAAAACUUUAGACGAUGUUGACAACGUUGAAGAAAGUACGGAUGAACACAAUGUAUCAUCAACAUCGACGUGCCCGGAGCUAAACGCGUUGAAUGACGCAGGGUUGCUAGCGGGACAUGCGUACGCGCAUUGGCUUGCUACGCAUCAACCUUCCGCUGCUCUUUAUGAUGACAAGAAUAAUAGAAGACCACGUAGAGCAGGUCCGGAGAGAAAGCCACGGCAAGCGUACAGUGCUAAACAACUUGAGCGACUGGAAGCAGAGUUUAAGAUUGACAAAUAUCUCAGCGUAUCGAAAAGAAUGGAACUGUCCAAAGCUUUAGGUCUUACAGAGGUACAAAUAAAGACGUGGUUUCAAAAUAGACGGACAAAAUGGAAGAAGCAGUUGACAUCACGAUUGAAAAUAGCUCAACGACAAGGUUUGUUCCCGGGACAAAUCUUUGGACACGCUCCUCCGGCAUACUCUUUACUUAAUCCGUAUGCUUAUACACCGCUUAGCUGCGUUUUCACACCGGUAACUUUGCCUUCUUCACCACCGUAGUUACAUAAUUUAGGAGCCUAAUAAUAGGCAUAUGAACGUAUCUUACAACUUUUACAAAUAAGAAAGUUGAUAUUUGACAGAGCGUUUUAAGGCGAAUAAACACAGAUCGGUUGUACUAAACAUAGUAUUGUUAAUGAUAAACCUAAGAAAUCAUUGGC
This is a messenger RNA of Spodoptera exigua (beet armyworm), 1187 nucleotides long. Lineage: Eukaryota; Metazoa; Arthropoda; Insecta; Lepidoptera; Noctuidae. The record is from the annotation of a GenBank genome assembly.